Molecule: messenger RNA, 3926 nt
Organism: Etheostoma spectabile (orangethroat darter)
Lineage: Eukaryota; Metazoa; Chordata; Actinopteri; Perciformes; Percidae
Product: cadherin-12
Biological process (GO): cell-cell junction assembly; adherens junction organization; calcium-dependent cell-cell adhesion
Cellular component (GO): adherens junction; plasma membrane; catenin complex
Molecular function (GO): calcium ion binding; beta-catenin binding; cadherin binding
Source: RefSeq, a predicted model, not a curated record
ACACUUCCCCUCUCCCUAUCUGAUGCGCGCACACACAGACAAGCUUCUUUCUCUCACUUCACCGCUCACUCCCUUGCUCGCUCUCAGUCGUCAUUCUGUAAUCGCACGAACAAGCUCCACUUUGGUAAAGCUCCUGUGUGUUCUCAAGCUAUUCUGAAAGCGGUUGUCUAACUCGCGCAGAACAUACACUCGCAAGCGAAUCCGUUCUGUUCUGGCGUGGGCUCAAACUGUACACCGAGAGCGGGAUAAUGAAAGAAAGGCACCAAAGAGGAAAGCAGGGAGAGAGAGGGAAUUAAAAGAGGAGUAAAAGCAGCAAAGGAAAAGAGUCUGCUCUUGCGAAAACGUGGGAGGACAGUUCGAUUCAGUGAUCAUUUGGAAUAAACUGGAUCCGUCUCUGCUCUAAAGUGUCCCACUAAAAGGUGAUGAGACCAUAAAUCUCUGAGUGGCAUCCUGACAGAGCCAAGUAAACUGCUUUGUGGGCACCGGCAGGGCACCGGCAGAGCCCCUUCCCCCCCCCCCAUUCCCCAUAACCACCGUCACAAGUUGUUUCAACGUGGCUCAGCUCUCAGCACUGGACUUUAACUUGGGGACCUGAACCUCACAGAUCGCCAAUGCUAACAAGGAACUGCCUGCUGCUGUUCCUCUGGAUUCUUGUCAACGAAGGCUCAGUCUCUUGUUUACGUCCACCUACACCACCACUGGGACGGAGCAGGACGGGGAGGGAGCACGCCAGGAGCUUGGUGGGCCCGAUGAGGAAUGGGGCAGCUGGAUUUCAACGGGUCAAAAGGGGCUGGGUGUGGAACCAGUUCUUUGUACUGGAGGAGUACAUGGGGUCAGACCCGCAGUACGUGGGCAAGCUGCACACUGACCUCGAUAGGGGCGACAAUGCGGUGAAGUACACUCUCUCGGGAGACGGGGCUGGCUCCAUUUUCACAAUUGACCAAACAACGGGGGACAUCCAUGCCUUACGGAGUCUUGACAGGGAGGAGAAGCCUUACUACACCCUACGCGCCCAAGCGGUUGACAUGGACACCAAUAGGCCCCUGGAGCCUGAAUCAGAAUUUGUAAUCAAGGUUCAAGACAUCAACGACAAUGAGCCAAAAUUCCUGGAGGGACCAUAUACGGCCAGUGUUCCUGAGAUGUCACCAGUAGGGACAUAUGUGACGCAAGUGACUGCCACAGACGCAGAUGACCCUACCUAUGGAAACAGUGCUAGAGUGGUAUACAGCAUCCUACAUGGCCAGCCAUACUUCUCUGUUGACCCCAAAACAGGUGUUAUAAAGACAGCCUUGCCCAAUAUGGACCGAGAGGUGAAGGAACAGUACCAGGUACUAAUCCAGGCCAAGGACAUGGGGGGCCAGCUGGGGGGGCUGGCUGGGACCACCACCAUCAACAUCACUCUCAGCGAUGUCAACGAUAAUCCACCCAGGUUCUCUAAAAGUUUCUUUCAUCUACGAGUUCCUGAGUCCUCUGCAGUGGGGUCUGCUGUUGGAAGAAUCAAAGCCCAUGACUUGGACAUCGGGAGAAAUGCCGAAGUAGAGUACACCAUCGUGCCAGGUGAUGGAGGCGCCAUGUUUGACAUCACCACCAAUGAACACAACCAAGAGGGGAUGAUCAUUCUCAAAAGGCCCUUGGACUACGAAAGCAAGAAGACAUACACCUUUAAGGUAGAUGCCUCCAAUGCUCAUCUGGAUCCACGAUUUCAAAGCUUUGGGGCCUUCAAAGACACAGCAACAGUGAAGAUUAACGUUUUGGAUGUGGAUGAGCCCCCGGUGUUCAAUAAGCCCUCCUAUGUGAUGGAUGUGUAUGAGGACACCCCCGCGGGCACCAUCAUUGGAGCGGUGACGGCACAGGAUUUAGAUGCCAGCAGCAGUCCAGUCAGGUAUUCCAUUGACUGGAAGAGUGACUUGGACAGCUACUUUGACAUUGAUCCAGUGGAGGGAACCAUUUCCACAAACGAACUCCUUGACAGAGAGAACAUCGCCCAGCACAAUAUCUCCAUCGUGGCGACCAAACUUAAUAGUCCAGUUCUGAGCAGUCGGGUGGCCGUCACCGUCCAUGUGUUGGACAUCAACGAGUUCCCACCGGAACUCUCCAGUCCAUAUGAGACCUUUGUGUGCGAAAAUGCCAAAGUGGGACAGGUGAUUCAGACUUUCAGUGCAAAAGACCAGGAUCUACCGACAGCUGGACAACAGUUCUCCUUCAAAUCACCAAAAGAAGACAUAAAAAACAAGAAUUUCACCAUCCGGGACUUUGGAAACAACACUGCUGGAAUUGUGACAAAGCGAAGUGGCUUUAGACGGCGUUUGCAGGAGAUCUAUUUCCUUCCCGUGGUGAUCGACGAUAAUGGCUACCCUCCUAAGAGCAGCACCGGCACCCUGACCAUCCGCGUAUGUGGCUGCGAAGCAGACGGUUCUCUGCUAACUUGCAGCGCUGAGGCCAUCUUUCUCCCCGUGGGUCUCAGCACUGGAGCUCUGAUCGCCAUCCUUCUGUGUAUCAUCAUCCUGUUAGUAAUCGUGGUCCUCUAUGUGGGCUUGAGACGGCAAAAGAAAAAGGAAACACUCAUGUCAUCCAAAGAGGACAUCCGGGAUAAUGUGAUCCACUAUGACGACGAAGGAGGGGGAGAGGAGGACACGCACGCAUUUGACAUGGGGACACUUCGCAAUCCUAAGGUUGUCAAAGAGAACCUGUUCCGCAGGGACGUCAAACCUGAGAUGAAGAGAGGUCCCAGGCCGCCUGUCUCUCAGGACAGCGCCGACAUCCGAGAUUUCAUCAACCAGCGUCUGAAAGAGCACGACUUGGACAACUCGGCACCGCCCUAUGACUCCCUGGCCACGUACGCUUACGAGGGCGACGGCUCUGUGGCCGAGUCGCUAAGCUCCAUCGAGUCCCUCGCCAGAGACCUCGAGGAGGACUAUGAUUACCUCAAUGACUGGGGCCCCCGCUUUAAGACACUAGCAGGGAUAUUUGGGGAACAGUCAGAAACUCAUUCGGACUCAACCACCACGGAGAACACACAUUGAUGUUUUUCACAGACUCGAAAAGCAAAUAUGUAACAAUGUUCUUUUGGUUGGCGACACACACACACACACACACACACACACACACACACACACACACACACACACACACACACACACACACACACACACACACACACACACACACACACACACACGUUUUACCAUUGUUUUCCUCCCAUGUUAUCUGUUUUCAUCUUUUUUCCAGCUCACCGUUUUCUAUUUUAUGUGGUACUUUACCAUGCUCGGUCCCAAAAUUGUAAAAAAAAAAAGAAGAAAAUGAGGGAACAUAAGGAAACAUGAUUAGAUGAGCCAAGCAGCCAUUCAAUUACCUUUCAAUUGAAUGUUCUCGUCUUACGUUUUGUUUCCUCUUGGGGAAUACGCAUAUACACGGAAAUGUUGUCAUUUCCUAGAACAUCCUUAAAAGUGCCUCAAUAUAAUUGUUCUUUCCUUACUAUGUCAUGCCACAUAUCCAGUGUUGAUCCUUACAACCCCACAGGUUAAGCUUAUUCAGUCAGCAUCCUGUCCUCUGGCUGGCUGAGGCAUUUACCAAGACCAAUGUCAAGUCUGUGGGGACAGUGAAGUGGCCCGAGUUUGGCCAAAGAUGUUUUGAAUGUUAUUUAUUCUUCUAUUUAUUUAUUGGCUGAUUGAGUUUGAUUUGAUUAUUGUGUAUUUAUCUAUUUAUCUCUCAGUCAUCAAUCUGUAUUUUAGUUUAUUUUUGGAGACACACAAGGGAUUUUUGUAAUUAAAAGGCCCACAUGAAAAUGUAUGUUUCUGUUAAGUGGGUCCUGUGAAUAGACUUGUACUAGAGUUGUAAAAAAAAAAAAAAAGGAUUAGGGCUAAAUACUGCAGUUCAGUCAUGUAAGAAACACAUUUUUCUUAAAUAAAACACACAUGGAGAAGUUC